Messenger RNA from Poecilia latipinna (sailfin molly), 2673 nucleotides. Its product is annotated as chloride channel CLIC-like protein 1. The transcript is spliced from 10 exons. NCBI's taxonomy places the organism in Eukaryota, Metazoa, Chordata, Actinopteri, Cyprinodontiformes, Poeciliidae. Gene Ontology annotation, cellular component: membrane; endoplasmic reticulum. Gene Ontology annotation, molecular function: chloride channel activity. Bases 353 to 2131 code for a protein of 592 amino acids. The record is from RefSeq and is a predicted model, not a curated record.
UUUUUUAACGUAGCCGAAACCGGAUCUUUCCUGGAAAAAAAUAUUUCUGAAUUACAUCUCUCCGUCCAGUUGAUGGCGGUAAUACACCAAGUUUGUAAACCGCCAGUAAACGCUAUAGAAGAAAAAGAUCUUUCCUGGAUCCUCUGUUACUUCGUGUUGUUGUGCGGUUGGAAGCGUUUAUGUGGCGGUAACUUUUACUUUCGGUAACGCCGUAAUGUUUUAAAUGAAGCCAUGAACAAAAACUGGUGUCUCGAUAGGCUCUUUGUCGCUGUAGCUGUAUCCUCUCGACAUAAUUGCUUUAGUUCGUCUUGAGGUGGGCUGGAGCUGCUGUUUAGUUGGUCCUCUGUACAAAAUGCUGUUCUUACUGCUGCUGUGCUACCUGUCACUGUCUGCUCGGGGUCAGGAAGCAGACGACGACUGGCUGGAUCCUUACGACAUGCUCAACUACGAUUCUAGCACCAAAACGAUGAAGAAACCUCCCGAGCCAACAACCUUUACCAACGUGGUCACCAAAAGAAGAGAGUACGUCCAGGACCAGACCCAGGCUGAGCUGACGACCUGUAAUCAGCAGAAGGAGGAUCUGCAGAGACAAAUUGAGGACCAGACGAAGGAGAUGGCACGCAUGUCACAACAGCCUACCUGCAGCCCAGUGUUCAAGCGGUUCCUCAGCAGGCUGUUGAAGGAAAUACAAAGACUUGGUGUGCCAACUGACUCGUCGGAUGUCUUCUAUGAUGCCAAAAUCAAGCUGUCCAAACAAGCCAUGACUGAAAUUGAGUCACUUCUGGACGGCGAGGAUCGAUGGAGAACGGGAGCUCUGGACAAUGCAGUCAGUCAGAUUUUGGUGGACUUUAAACAACAUGAUUAUGAGGGUUGGAAGUGGCGUUUUGAAGAUUCCUUCGGUGUGGAGCUGGAUACAGUAUUAAAGAUCAUGAUACUUGUUCUCAUUAUAUCAACCAUAAUAUGCACCCAGCUGUGGUCAGCCGUCUCCUGGUUGGUCCAGUUCAGGAGGAUGUUUGCCGUUUCCUUCUUUGUCAGUAUAAUCUGGAACUGGUUCUAUCUGUACCAGACUGCUUUCGCUAAGCACCAGAACGACAUAGUACAGAUGGAAAACUUUAAUGAAAAAUGCACCGGCGUGAAGAAAAUUAACUGGAGGGAUAAUCUAAAAGAGUGGUUCAGAACCACCUGGACUCUGCAAGAUGACCCCUGCAAAAAAUACUAUGAAGUCCUCAUGGUUAACCCCCUCCUGCUGGUGCCUCCAACCAAGGCUAUUUCAGUCACCAUCACAACCUUCAUCACAGAGCCGCUGAAGCAUUUUGGGCAGGGAAUCAGUGAGUUCCUCAGGGAACUCCUCAAAGAUCUCCCGGUUACGCUGCAGAUCCCAGUCCUCAUCACUAUUGUGCUUUCUAUUUUGGUGGUCAUGUAUGGAAGUGUGCACGCAGCCUUUCAGCAUGGCAUCAUGGCGCCUUUUCGCCGCCCUCGCAGGGAUCCACCUCCUGCAGAGCUGGAGCAUAACCAGCGUCCUCCUCCCAGGAUUGAGAACCGUGACUACCUGGCUGGAGGAGACGCACCUGCUCACGCACCUCCACUUGCAAUUGCUCAACAGCACAUCCCACGGCAGCAAGGCGAUAAUGCGAGGUUGGACAGGAACCACAUUCACUGCAGACGACCCAACAGGGUCAAGGAGGAAAAAGCACCAAUCGGUGUGGAGACUCUAAAAGCUGCAGACCCUCGGUUCAGCGAGGAUGAACUAGAUGGUGAGCAGCAUGAGGAAAGGCUUGAAGUGGAGAACGCUUCUGCUAACUCGGGGUCUGAAGACCAGCAGGAGGCCCCGGAGGAGGUAAGAAAAGAAAAUGCUGCUGCUCAAAAGGACCAACCAAAAAACCAACAAACUGAAUCAAAUUCAUCACAAGCAAAGAAGAAACAGAUACAAACAAAGCAGACAGGUUCUAAAGAUGAACCCAGAAAAGAUGUUGCAGUAAAGUCACCCCAGCCAGCAGACAUACAGCCUUCACAGACUGAUGUUCAGGAUCCAGGAGCCUCAGGAGAAGAACAGACCCACUCGAUAUCACAGACGGGAAUAGAGACGGUUGGAGUUCCUGUUCAGGAGACAAAUCCAGCAGCAGCAGAAUAAAUACUGCUGAUCAAAACAGCAAGUUUUAUACCAUCAGUGACUGGUGCUAUUUGGUCGUAGAGCAAAUGGCUUAUAAAUGUUGGACUGUGGAUAUUUAUUCAACUGUACAGUUCAUUUUCUGCUUUGUGCUCACAUUUGUUGAAUGGCUGCUUGUGUCUUUGUACGGUUUUACUUUGUCUUUUAAGGUAAAAAGAGCAGAUCACUGAGUUACACCGCAGCCUUUCUUCAACAGCAUCAGGAUGAUGGGAAUUUCAGAGCUGUGCUGUUGUUUUACAGCUGGAUAAUAAUGAUACUACUAAAGUUUAAGAGUAAUAUCAGAUUUUUAUUUUUAAUGGAACUUCCAAAUAAAUGUGUUUUUUAAUUGAUGAAUCCAAUCUUUAUGCAAAUAAAGUUAAUAUUUUUUGGAUGUGUAUUGUGUUUGAAGGUUCAAAUGGUGGCAUUGUACUAAGUAUCAAGUUGAAUAUUUUGAAGAAAGAAUAAAUGUUUGCAUUAGAAUGAUUAAGAAAAACUAGGUGGAGGGAAAUGAAAGGUGAGUUUUAUUU